Molecule: messenger RNA, 5195 nt
Organism: Marmota monax (woodchuck)
Lineage: Eukaryota; Metazoa; Chordata; Mammalia; Rodentia; Sciuridae
Gene: Slc5a7
Product: solute carrier family 5 member 7
Exons: 8
Coding region: 46-1788 (580 amino acids)
Biological process (GO): transmembrane transport; synaptic transmission, cholinergic; choline transport
Cellular component (GO): dendrite; perikaryon; synapse
Molecular function (GO): choline:sodium symporter activity
Source: RefSeq, a predicted model, not a curated record
UAAUGAAGUAGCCAACUGUGGAAGAAUCUGGACCCUUAGUUAAAAAUGGCUUUCCACGUGGAAGGACUGAUAGCUAUCAUCAUAUUCUACCUUCUCAUUUUGCUGGUUGGAAUAUGGGCUGCAUGGAGAACCAAAAACAGUGGCAGCGCAGAAGAACGCAGUGAAGCCAUAAUAGUUGGUGGGCGAGACAUUGGCUUGUUAGUUGGUGGAUUUACCAUGACAGCCACGUGGGUUGGAGGAGGGUAUAUCAAUGGGACAGCUGAAGCAGUUUAUGUACCAGAUUAUGGUCUAGCUUGGGCUCAGGCACCAAUUGGAUAUUCACUUAGUCUGGUUUUAGGUGGUCUGUUCUUUGCAAAACCCAUGCGUUCCAAGGGAUAUGUGACCAUGCUAGACCCAUUUCAGCAGAUCUAUGGAAAGCGCAUGGGUGGACUCCUAUUCAUCCCUGCGCUAAUGGGAGAAAUGUUCUGGGCUGCAGCAAUUUUCUCUGCACUAGGAGCUACCAUCAGCGUGAUCAUUGACGUUGAUGUGCAUGCUUCGGUCAUUGUGUCGGCCCUCAUUGCCACUCUGUACACCCUGGUGGGUGGUCUCUACUCUGUGGCCUACACAGACGUUGUUCAACUCUUUUGCAUUUUUGUAGGACUGUGGAUCAGUGUCCCCUUUGCCCUGUCACAUCCUGCGGUCUCUGACAUUGGGUUUACUGCUGUACACGCCAAAUACCAGGCGCCCUGGCUGGGGACCAUUGAGUCCUAUGAAAUCUACACGUGGCUUGAUAGUUUUCUGUUGUUGAUUCUGGGUGGAAUCCCAUGGCAGGCAUACUUCCAGAGAGUCCUCUCUUCAUCCUCAGCCACCUACGCUCAAGUGCUGUCCUUCUUGGCAGCUUUUGGGUGCCUGGUGAUGGCUCUGCCAGCCAUACUCAUCGGGGCCAUUGGAGCAUCAACAGACUGGAACCAGACUGCAUAUGGGCUUCCAGAUCCCAAGACGAAUGAAGAAGCAGACAUGAUUUUACCAAUUGUUUUGCAGUAUCUCUGCCCUGUGUACAUUUCUUUCUUUGGCCUUGGUGCUGUGUCUGCUGCUGUUAUGUCUUCAGCUGAUUCUUCCAUCUUGUCAGCAAGUUCAAUGUUUGCUCGGAACAUCUACCAGCUUUCCUUCAGACAAAAUGCAUCAGACAAAGAAAUUGUUUGGGUCAUGCGAAUCACUGUGUUUGUGUUUGGAGCAUCUGCAACAGCCAUGGCCUUGCUGACGAAGACCGUGUAUGGGCUCUGGUACCUGAGCUCUGACCUUGUCUACAUCAUCAUCUUCCCACAGCUGCUCUGUGUGCUCUUCGUCAAGGGGACCAACACGUACGGGGCCGUGGCAGGUUACAUUUCUGGGCUUUUCCUGAGAAUCACUGGAGGGGAGCCAUACUUGUACCUGCAGCCCUUGAUCUUCUACCCUGGUUAUUACUCUGAUAAGAACGGUAUCUAUAACCAGAGAUUCCCAUUUAAAACACUUGCGAUGGUUACCUCAUUCCUAGCUAACAUCGGUAUCUCUUAUCUAACCAAAUACCUAUUUGAAAGUGGAACCUUGCCACCCAAAUUAGAUGUAUUUGAUGCUGUUGUUGCAAGGCACAGUGAAGAAAACAUGGAUAAGACAAUUCUGGUCAAAAAUGAAAAUAUUAAAUUAAAUGAACUUGCACCUGUGAAGCCUCGACAGAGCAUAACUCUCAGCUCAACUUUCACCAAUAAAGAGGCCCUUCUUGACAUCGAUUCCAGUCCAGAAGGCUCUGGGACUGAAGAUAAUUUACAAUGACACCAUCUAAAUAAAAUACUGCUUUUGCAAACAGAGCACUAUAGUAGGAUAGUCCUGGAAAGAUGGUUCAUGGCACAUAUAAUACAUAUUAAAAUUAUAAACAACGUUCAAGAGAACAAAUUCCUUGCAAAAAAUAUGAAUAUGUACUAAAGGAGGGAUUCAGGAAAAGUAAUGUGCAAUUGCACAAAUACAGACUAAGCUAGAAGGAAGCAGCUAUGAAUUUUAUUUUAUUUUUUAAUUUCAUUUUAUUUCUCAUCCUUAGUAGUUUCUAUUUUGACACUAGAUAGUUUUGUUAGGAAUAUAAAAAUGAAAAUGCCCCAAAGAAAAGAUGGCCCAAUUGUGUAUCAUUUUUAUGGAAAAAUAGUGUGCAGAUGAAAGAGCCUAAGAAAGGAAAUUGGAUGAUUUUGAUCCAAACUUUGUUAAUGCACUUUUUAAUGACCAGUGUUAAUGCACUGGUGAGUCAGAUUGUCAGACUGAGGCUCUGAGAAUAACUCACAGCUACUCUGAUGAAUGAUGUAAUGAGUUAAUCAGUUGAUUUUUCUUGAUAUGAUGAUUAACCCCUUCUUUCGUGGUCUGCACUGAAACAUUUGCUGAAUAUGCAAUCUCCACUCCCGGCCUCUAGCGCAGGGGAUCCAACCCAACGUCUUGAGCAUCUAGGCAAGUUCUCUGCUGCUAAACUACACACUCAGCCCUGUAAUCUGUCAUUCUUUGAGUAAUGGCAUGUAUUUUUCUGAGCACAGGCAAAGCAAACACACAAAAAUUAUUUCAUAGUGGCACUUUUUUUUAUGUGCAAGAUGAUAGAAAAGAGAGAUAAUUUUGGCAAAAGAACACUGGGAUCCUUUGAGUACAUCCAUAACUAGCAUGUGUGUAGAUAAUAAUACUUGGAGCAUAGCAAAAUUAUUAGGCGAAUUUACAGCAAUAAAUCAAGAAGGACAUUAAACAAAAAGUGAUAUGAAGAGAUAAAAGAUACAUUUUUAUCUUCAACUGAAGUAUAUACAGUUUUGUUGCAUGAUAAAAGAAAUAGUAUUUUGGGUAACUAUUCAAAUCAGGAUUGGAAGUGAAAAUGGGCCAUGGGUAAUGAGCAGUAGCUACGCAAUACCAUUAUGGUUGAUGAGAGACAGACUAUAGAUCAACAUAUAUUAACAGAAGUUCCCAAAGCACCUCCUCAUAGUAAAAUUGGAAAAACAAAUCACACUUACUGUUUUAUAUUCAUUAAUGAGGUGACCUAGUAUUAAGGGAUCUGCUCUGUGGCACUUUUUUGCAUAAACCAGGUUUAGAUAUUGGACAUAAAUUUCACAUUGAAUUUUAAAAUGUGAGCAAAAGUGAAAAGUAAAAAUAAGUUCUAAAAGGAAGAAGCCAUCAAUUUUAACACUUGAUGUGUACAUAGUUUUCAUGAGGUCAGUCAUUAUUAUUUCACUCCUUUUCUGGAGUUAAAAUACAUAUACUAUAUCUAUAUAUAUAAUGGUUUUUAUCCAUUAUAGAAUUAUAAAUUCUUUGACCACCAAUCAUACAUUACUGAAAUAACUGGAGCUGUAUUGACAAAAUCAGAGUAAAUUUAUGAGCUGAAAAAUAUUCUGGGAAUUCUACUCAAUAAAGAAAGCUAGUCUGAAUUUUGAAACAGAAGCAUUUUUUUUUCAAAAAACAUUCCUUUUUGUGAUUCAUAAGCAAAAUGCUGUUAACUCCAUGUCUGGCAUUAAGUCUGUACAAUGAAUAGAAUAGAUUUUAUUUUUUUAGGUUUCAAUUAGAAUUAUCUCAAAACAAAUAUUUUCUUCAUUAUAAAAACAAGUUAAAUUCCCAAGGUAGUUUGUUAAAUGUGAAAUGAAAUCAUUUUACAUAUUGUCAUGUCCUAUAUAUUUACAGUGCUUUAUUGAAACAUGAUGAUAAAUAUGACAAUGCGUUCAAAAUUUUUUAUUGAAAACCAUAUAUACCUAAAUGAAGAUAAUUUUUUAUUCAUGUAUUUUUUGAGGAUCUACUCAGUACUGUGGAGUACUUGUGAGGGGUAUACUUUUGGAAACUGAGUACAGGAAUCCAAGAUACUGAGACAUGAUUGAGAAGAGAGCCAGGGAAAGGAAAUUGAUUAGAGAAAAAAACAGAUAAAAACAUAUGACAUGUAAAAGUAUUGACUAAUGGGGACUACAGAUCCUGGAAAACUGGUAUUCCACAUGUACCAUGUACCCAAAUAGCAACUCUGUCCAUUCCAUCACUGAAACAUUCAUCUCAGCUCAUGGAGGCACAGGUAUACACUAUUAGCAUCAGGAAGCACAUCAUGUACACUGUAGCCUUCAACAGGAGGGCAUACUCUCCACAGACAUUGCUUUUAACAAUUUUCUUGAGUAACAAUUGUUCUAACAACCAUAUUUAAAUUCUGUGAAAAAAUAACUAAUAUUAAAAUUUCUUCCCAUUUAAUUCAUUUUGUAAAAAUAGAAAGAUACAGGGAAAUACAAGGUUUAACCUGUCCAACUAUUAAAACCAGUUAAAUAAUUUAAGUUAAAAGAUAAUGGACUUUCAUUUAAUCCAUUAUUUCCCAUCUGUUCUCAAACUAGGUAUAUAAAAAACUAAUGCAUUUUCAGAUUUAUAAAUGCACUAAAUAUUAGCAAGUGAUUUUUAAAGUGCCAAAAUGUCAAAAGGAAUGAAACAAUCUCAAGAUCUUUAUUUAUCUGAACAUUCAGGCAUAAACUCCCCUUCAAUUUCCAAGGAAGAUGGAGGAGGCCAGCUCUGUUUUGUCAUCAUGGGUAAUGUAGAUGGUGUUGAAUUUUUCCAGCCUCAUUCAGUGUACCUUCAAACUUCAUCCUCAAUGAAAAUAAAUUACCCAGAACAUAUUAGACACCAACUAUAUUAACCUUUGGAGGCAAUACCUGUGGCUAAAGCAUUAGAAUAAAACACAUUUUCAUAUUUUGCACUGAUUGUAACAUGUUUCUUGGGUAAUUUUAAUGCUUUUUUCCCCAACCCACAUUCAAAACAUCAAGCUUGUUGCUGGACUGAUAUAUAAAAAACAAGCUUUCAAAUACUCAGUGUCAAAAAUUAAACUUCAUUGCUACACUUACAAGUCAUGAAUUUUAUGUGAAUAUCAAAUGAAUGUAAGCUUGAAACAAUUAAAUUUGAUGUAAUGGCUAUUGGCUUUUUUAUUUGAAAAUAAUGAAUUAGCAAUAUAUUUUAAACAUGAAUUAUGAAUUUUUCCUUUUUAGCUUUCAAAAUAUUUACUCUGGUAUAAUAUAUAAUUUAUUAUGUUUGCUAUAAUGUAUAAUUUAUUAUAAGUUUGCUACUGAACAGACAGAUGCAUAUAAUGGUUCUAAAUCAUAUAUUUUUGUCUGUCAAAAUAUUAUAUAUAGUUAUGCUUAAAAUAAGAUUUGCAACUAUACAUGUAAAUGUUUUAAAUGUAAACGUAUUGUAUUAAAUUGUGCUGGUGC